Staurois parvus is the source of this 381-nucleotide messenger RNA. NCBI's taxonomy places the organism in Eukaryota, Metazoa, Chordata, Amphibia, Anura, Ranidae. The record is from the annotation of a GenBank genome assembly.
UGUGCUGUGUCCCUCGGACACAGCGGAUCACCGAUCAAUGGAAAGAGCCGAGAAUGUCGGCUCGGUCAUGUGAUCAGAUGUAUCCAAUCACAGCUGAUCACAUGGGACAUCUACACUGAUCAUCGGGGCACUGAUGAUCAGUGUGCCCUGAUGAUCAGUGUUUCCGCAGCAGUGCCACCUGUCAGUGUCCAUCAGUGCCAGCUGUCAGUGUCCAUCAGUGCCAGCUGUCAGUGCUCAUCCAUGCCACCUGCCAGUGCCCAUCAGUGCCACAUCAAUGCCACAUAUCAGUGCCUACCAGUGCACAUCAAUGCCACAUAUCAGUGUCCAUCUGAGCUGCCUUUCAGUGUCACCUAUCAAUGCCAGUCAGUGCUGCCAAUCAGU